Molecule: messenger RNA, 766 nt
Organism: Sinocyclocheilus anshuiensis
Lineage: Eukaryota; Metazoa; Chordata; Actinopteri; Cypriniformes; Cyprinidae
Product: urokinase plasminogen activator surface receptor
Exons: 3
Coding region: 96-503 (135 amino acids)
Source: RefSeq, a predicted model, not a curated record
GGAUGCUCACUGUGGGAUUAUGGAGAGGUGCUGAGGUGUUUUGGAGUUAAGACUUCCACACUGUCCCAGCACUUUUCUAAUACAACCUCCUCAACAUGAAGACUGUCCUCGCCACGCUGGUCCUGUUCGCCGCUGUGCUACACACUGUGUUGUCUUGUCCGAUGUGUGAAGGUGAGGGGUUGAAGUGUCACACCUGUGUAGCAAAUAACCUGGACGAGUGUUUCCGGCAGGGCUCGACUGUGUGUCCUGCUCAUUCAGAUGCCUGCUCUACCAUCACAGGACCCAACUCUGUGAUGAAGUCAUGCGCUUACAAGUCCUUCUGUGACAAGUCUCACAUGAGCAAUGGGGAGAUGAAGCUGGAAUGCUGCUUCAAUGACGACUGUAACGGCCCUCACCGGUCCCACAGCCACGGGGAGCACUACAACACUGCCAUGAGCCUGAGCUCCAGCCCUGUCCUGCUUCUGGGGGUCCUGCUGCUUAGACUGGCUCUCAGUUCCCUGUAAACCUGAACACAGAGACCCUUAGUCAUGCAUGUAUCAUAAAUACAUGAAUAAAUGAUGGAGGACAGGUGUUAAUGUAACUGAUAGAUGAGCUUUUGUCUGUUGGACGGCAGAAUAAUCUGUGUGUUUUUGCUGUUACACAUACAGGGGUUAAAUAAACACUGCUUAGAUUUGGUGUUCAUCUCUUUUAUAUUCUGUUGUAUGUGAGCUCAAAUGAGCAUCUGCUAAACUAAUGAAUACAUUAAUAAAUGACCAGUUAAAAUGUU